Messenger RNA from Tigriopus californicus, 1661 nucleotides. RefSeq names its product methyltransferase-like protein 25B. The transcript has a single exon. The record is from RefSeq and is a predicted model, not a curated record. The coding region runs from base 312 to 1616 and encodes 434 amino acids. NCBI's taxonomy places the organism in Eukaryota, Metazoa, Arthropoda, Copepoda, Harpacticoida, Harpacticidae.
CAUUGUUUAUGAAAUAACAAAAGAAAGGGGAAAUUGUGGAGGGAAGUUGAUGGGACUUUUUUGCUCACUCUUCGACCAUUUCUUCAUCAUCGGAAUCCAUUCAGUCUCCCGUGAGCCCACAUCACUCAACUGAGGUAUGACGGAAGGUCAAGCGCCUUACUACGGUUGAUCAUCCCCUAAUAGAUUCGAGCCCAAUCCACCGUAAACUUGCUAGGAAGCCGCUGUUCCGCCUCCUCAUCUUGAUCCGAGCUCUACCUAAGCCUGACCAUUUUGACCAGGAAGUAAUCGGUCAAGAUCCAUUACGAGUUCAGAUGGAUAGGUUACUCCAGGAGACUCAAACCUGGUUAGGUCAAUUUGAGUGGCUGUUUGGGUUUUCCAAUGUGGAUAUUCUAUCGCGUUGUGCACAAAUGCCCUCAUCGUGGAUCCGUUGGCUCGAGGCCGUCCAUUUGGCUGAUCUUAAAGCGGCGAUACAAGGCAGAUAUGGGUCCGAUAUGGCGGAAUCCAACCUACCCCAUGAGGUCCAAGCCUUUUUCCUGGUUCGGUGUCGCUUGCAGGACCAAUUUCGGGCCCAUCUAUGCAGGAAUAUCCUGGAACAAGCACUACCUCAUCCCACAAGUUCGUUUGUGCUCCAUAAUGAUGGGAUUCCGGCCAAGAAGCGGCACGAAAUCACGCGACUCUCGCAAUUCAUCGGACAGGCUUGUCAGACGCACAGUUUACGCAAAGUCGUAGAUGUGGGUUCGGGUUUGUCGUAUCUAGAUGAGAUAUUAGUCCGUCAAUGGAACUUGUCCGUGCUAGCCAUUGAGGGCAAUUCGUCACACAUGGAACGAGCCCGCUUGCGCACAUUGGAUUUGAACCCCGCGUCUCUGCGCUUAAAGAAAGCCUUCAUUGCCAACGCUUCCGACCUUAAGACGUGCUUGGCUGACUUUCUGGAUGAUCCUGAUGAGCCUUUGUCUUUGAUCGGACUCCAUUGCUGUGGAGACCUGACGCCCAAUUUGCUACGGCUUUUCUUACAAUUGCCCAAUCUCCGUAUGAUUUCGCUGGUACCUUGCUGUUAUCAUCAGAUUGGUCCGCAGUCUCCCAAUUUGUGUCUGUCGAAUGCGAGCAUGAAUAGCCGUUACUCAAACAGUCUUCAUACUCAUUUUGCUCGACGUUUAGCCGCCCAAGCGUCCGUUUCCCAAUGGUUAGAACAGACCGUGGCCGAUCAUGAGGCUCACCAAAUCCAAUUCGGAGUUCGAGCAGCCGUCCAGACCUGGGUUCGAAAACACGGAGCCAGUUUAAAAAAAAGAACUCGGAGAGGCUAUCGACGGAGUGACUCACCCAGGACUGUGGGUGGUGCUUUAGAAGCGUUUUGGGGCCGCUUUGAGUUGCAAUCCGACCAAGAAUCGGAUCCCGCUGACUUACUUAGUUGGGUCUUGUCCCAUGAGCCGUCUUUUCCUCUGUUGGAAAAGUUGACUGGUUUGCAGAUGAGCUUACAACUUUUGUUAGAAAAUUGUAUUCUAUGGGACCUUGUUGAAUUUUUACGGGACAACGGCCUGACCAAUGCCUCUCUAAUUGAACUAUUUCAUGCUAAUAUAUCACCCCGAAAUAAGGUUCUUCAUGCUACCAAAGGUGACUAGGCUCUGCAGGCUGUGAUUUCUUAUUCAUAUAUAUUUUUUUUUUAG